Molecule: messenger RNA, 720 nt
Organism: Protopolystoma xenopodis
Lineage: Eukaryota; Metazoa; Platyhelminthes; Monogenea; Polystomatidea; Polystomatidae
Source: the annotation of a GenBank genome assembly
AUGUUUCUGUCUAAUUUUUCAUCCAGUCAACCCUUUUGGUUGGCGACUGAUGCUUGGUCCUCGUGCUCUUCGCUCUGCGGCCCAGGGCAUGAACGGCGCAUCUUCAUCUGCGUCAUCCAAAGCGUCUACGAGACAUUAGAGCGGAUGCCCAACGCAAAAUGUUCAGGUCUGACUGAUCCAAGUUAUGACGACGUCAGAGCCAACCUCUCAGGACAUCUGCGCCCCUGUAACUAUGGUGACUGCUCCUCGAGUGUUGGAGACGUUGAGGCGGGAUCAACGGUUACCAAAACUUCCGGAGCUUUGGGAAAUUAUCGUUGGCGUGUCUCGGAAUGGGGCUUCUGCUCGCAGAUAUGUGGCAACGCAGGCACCAUGUCACGUGAUGUUGACUGUGUUUUCGUGUCGCCGUUGAAGCAGAGCUCAGAUUUGUUGAGACGACGGCGAGCUGGACGAAACGGCGAAGCAGACGACUCCACAACUGAUGCCAAUGAACACGACGAAGUGUCCACUCUAGUGGUUGCACAGGGUGAAACUGGUGAAACCUUCCGAUGCUCGCAGCACAACAGACCAUCCCCAUAUGCGCCCUGCAAUCGGUUCGGCUGUCAUGGGGAAUUUUACCCUGAAAAGUGGGACAAGGUGAGCUACAGGCUAGAUCCAACCGAUCCAACGAGGACAGGUCGACACACCUGCUCUCUUCAAUAUGUUAACGCCGCACGGAAUUAA